Anopheles coustani is the source of this 1221-nucleotide messenger RNA. RefSeq names its product endochitinase-like. Gene Ontology annotation, biological process: carbohydrate metabolic process; chitin catabolic process. Gene Ontology annotation, cellular component: extracellular region. NCBI's taxonomy places the organism in Eukaryota, Metazoa, Arthropoda, Insecta, Diptera, Culicidae. The transcript has 4 exons. The record is from RefSeq and is a predicted model, not a curated record. Bases 1 to 1221 code for a protein of 406 amino acids. Gene Ontology annotation, molecular function: chitin binding; chitinase activity.
AUGCGCAAGGUUGGUGUUAUUGUGGUGUGCUUGGUUUUAUCCCUCUGCCCGCACCUGAUCAAUGGACAUAGUAAAAAGUUUGCCUGUAGCUUCAACUCACAAGAAGCAGCUUCAAUUAGCUUUCUUCCCGAAUACGUUCCCAUGGAGAUCUGCACGCAUGUGAUCUUCAAGUGGUUUCGCUUUCCGCGGUUCGUCGCUCGUCAAAUGCUCUUCGAUGACAACGACAAGAUAGCAUUCUCCCGACUUGUGACGAGCGUUCGGCAGCGCUCGAGGACGGGACGCGUGGUGGCAUCGAUCAACGGCACGGGGUCGGACUUUUCCAGAGUAUCAGAAACAAACGUGCGAAGGCGAGCGUUUGUGCAAGCCGCAUCAACGUUGCUACUCGAGCUGGACGCCGAUACGAUCGAGCUCAGCUGGGAGGUACCCGGCAACCAAUAUGACGGCAAAGGCAUAGAAACCUUUCGGCGUACGAUGGUGACAUUGCUGCAGGAUCUGCGACAGGUGGUGAACGCGGCCAGCAGCCUCAUCAAAGGACGCCCUCGGGAGCUAUGGAUCCGUGGAUCCAUCCAUCCGAAUCUGAUCACUACGUCCUACAACACCUUUGAUGUGUGCAAUCUGGUAGAUCAGGUGGCGCUCAGUACGACGUCUAGGACUGAAUCGACGUCUCACGCGCCGAUUUAUGGUUCGAGUAUCACUUUGCCUAGCUUAGGGCCCUUUAAAGGUGCCGUCAUCAACUCGGAAGAUGGUCUUACGGAUGCGACACAGACAUGGAUCGACAACGGUUGCCCUCCGAAGAAAGUCCUACUCGGGGUUGGUUUGCAUGGUUUCCUGAAAACGAUUUCUUCAUCAGACUACGGGUAUUUGGCGGACAGCUUUUUAUCGGCCCCAAAGCACGUGUUGUACUUUGAUUUUUUCCAGCUCUGCCAGACCUUGCGUGAACGCGGAUGGUUCUUUGGAUGGGACCAGCAAGGUUUCACACCAUACGCCACCAGAUCGUUCUACAACGGGCAGUUGCAGCGGCUCAGCUACGAGGACGUCAACUCGCUGCGCUACAAGAUGGAUCUGGUCGAGCAGAAACGGCUCGGAGGCGUCUACGUGGACAAUAUCCAUUCGGACGACAUCUAUGGCAACUGCGGACAGGCGUACCCUCUGUCGGGCUACACUGCGUCCCGUUUGCAAGCGAUACCAUCUGACAUUGGGUUUGCCAUCGAGUGGAACUAG